Molecule: messenger RNA, 2775 nt
Organism: Durusdinium trenchii
Lineage: Eukaryota; Dinophyceae; Suessiales; Symbiodiniaceae
Source: the annotation of a GenBank genome assembly
GGCUCAAAAGCAAACCGGGGUGCCGGAGGAGGCGCCCCAGCGGCUGUCCGGCAAGGUGGUGUGCCAACGUCACCAUGGCGACGACCGUGAAAGUGGCGAGUCAAGCCAAGUGGGAGCCAGGAAUGCAGGAGUCUGAUUUGAUGGACGCCCUGCCCAAUGGCAAAAGUCGAAUGGAUGCACAGACACAGAGCAUCAUGCUCGUCUCCUUGGGGUGCUAUUGUGGGCCGAAGCUCUCGUUCAAGAACAUCGGACGAGGGGCGGAGACCUUGCCCUUUGACUGGAUGCGAACUCGUCACGAGGGCUUGAUGCACUUUCUACAGGGCAACUGGGACGAAGAAAGCAACUACAAUGGCUUCUUCGAGUUUACCUCCAAGAAGGUGGUGCCAGGCUGCCAAAUGACCACGUAUCGGAGUUACUAUCACUCAUUCUGGCACGAUGACCCUACAGACCCUGGGAUGCACGAGAGAUACAAGCGCCGCAUCAAGCGCUUCAAUGAGAUUGAUGCAGAGAGCAAGCCCGUGCUCUUUGUGAGAACCAUACCAACAACGGAGGAGCUUGAGAACGUUCCAGCGUUGAUGGAUUUGCUGAUCAAGCGCCAUGGGAAGCAAGCAUUCUUGUUGCUCAUUAUCGACUUCCAGAAAACAGCGCAAGGGGCUGCUGUGGUGGAAGGCAUCGACAACAUUAUGGUGCACUUCCUCUCAGGAAGUAAGCACGUGAACCAGGAGGGGUUACCUGCUCCGCCAUACGGCGAUGCAGUGAAUUUAGCAUUGGACUGGAUUGUGGGCCGGUCCGUGUCAGUGAUGCAGUUCGAGAAUUGGGAAAGCAUAAUGAGAUGCUCGGAUCACACUGAGUGGGGAUUGAAUGGCCUUGGGGGCCUUUAUGCCUUUGAGUUGGGUCUGGAAGCUCCACAAGAAGAGCCUCCAGAGCUUCUCAGCAACCCCAGGAGCCUUCAGAGCCGCUGGGGGUGCGGAGGCUGUCACGUGCUGAGGCUGUCACAUCCUCUACCUCAGCUGGAUCCGAUCCCGUCGGAGAAACUGGAGGACAUGUUCCUUCGCAAGGCUCCAAGGGAGCGGCCGCAACUGCGACAGCUCCAAGUGGUGCCUUUGGGAUUCGGUGGCUUUGUGAAGGCCAGUGUGCUUGCAAUGGGAAUUCCAUCUGUCUCGCUGCCCUUCGAUUGGAUUAUGAUCAGUCACGCUGGACUUCUACACUUCCUGCGGCAAGGCUUCGAGGCACCGAUUCGAAAUGGACUCGGUGCGGGUGGCCAAAGGCCUGCGGAGAAGAGAGGAUUCUUCGAUUUCGCCACCAGGAGGCCGGUCCAGGGCUCUGAGAUAAUGAUGUCUCGGUCGCACCUGCAUUCAUUCUGGCAUGAUGAUCCUGCAGAUCCGGAGGUGCGCCAAGCUUUUGAGACGCGAUUUGAGAACUUCGAAAAUUUGGCAAAGACUGGCGACACCUUGCUCUUUGUGCGAGUGGUGGCCACGACAGCGGAGCUGGGAAGGGCUUACGAGCUCACCCAGGCCUUGUCCAAGAAGUUUGGUCCACAAGCAGCACUUCUGUUGAUUUGCGACUUCCAGAGCAAGGUAGGUCCAGUGAUGGUGGACGCCUUCGAUGACUUGAUGGUCUACUUUCUUGAGGCAGAUGCACACAAAGAUGUUGCACCCUACAGGAAGCCAAUUUUAAGUGCCUUGGAAUGGCUUUCAGGAAAGGAGCUCAGGAUGGACAUUGUUCCAGAUUUCAAGGCUCUUCAAGCCUUGGCUUCUCCAAACUACUGGGGCCUCAUGGGCUACGGUGGAUUCCUUGCGUUGGAGGGCCUCACUGGCCCACCAGCCGAGAUGGUGGAAUGGACACCUGCACCUGAGGAUCAGUGGCUGAUGGAUGCCAAGUUUGAGGCUGACAAGGACGCUAUGGCGGUGGUGUCUCUUGGAUACCAUGAGUUCUUGGGCAAGGCCUUGGAGUUGGCCAAGCUGCCGGUGGAAACCUCGCCCUUCGACGGAGCCUUCAUCAACGGCGAAGGGGUGUUGAACUUCCUGCGGAACGAUUUCACCGGCUACUUGGAUGUCGCCAAGCCCCUGAGGAUUGAAGGCAGUCCAUACAUGGUCCGACGGUCAUGCUACCACUCCUUCUGGGAUAUUGACCCCAAUGCUCGGCUGCGACAAGCGGAGAUGAACAUCCGGUCCUUUAGACACCUUCUUGGAAGCAAUCGGGUCAAGCUCUUCGUGCGGGCUGUGGCAAGAGGGGACGAAUUGCCCUUGCUGGGCGAGAUACACGAAGCUCUUUGCAAGCACUCGCAAUCAGCACUGCUGCUUGCGAUUGUUGGCGGUCAGGAAAAGAAGACCCUGACGGUGGCCAGCAACUACAGUGUCUUGGUCCAGUUCAUAGAGGAGGACCCGAUCCAGACUGGUGUCCUGCAGAGCUACGCGGAGCCCGUGCGGAGCAGUCUUGACUGGGCCGUGGGGAAGGAGCUGAAGGUGGGCGUGGUGCCGGACUUCGCUGCGCUGAAGGGCCUCUUGAGACCGCUGCCUCCCACUCCUCUCGUUGGCCCGGGGAACGUGCCACUCUUCGAGGAGAAUCUGUCUACAACGGACGAAUCGGGAGAAGGGUCUUUGUCGAGCUCGUCUUCACCGGGAGUUCAUUUGGUCGCUUCGAAUUUGAAGGUGAAAGUGCCUUCUCCCAGCAGGGGAUAUGCUGGGUUCAGAUGAGCGAAACUAGUUUGCACCGUGGCUAGAGCCACGAUCUGCUUCCUGGGUGAUGGCUCUGUGGCACCAUUUCAACACCCUA